AAACAACUAUAAACAAACAAGUGAAUUCAUUAGUGUCACUGGGAAACGUUUAAUAAUUCCCCACAGCUGGUAGCAAAUUUUUUUAAAAUUGUUUUCAACUAAUUCAAAGGGAUUCUAUUAUAAAAAAUGAAAAAGCCAUUUUCCCCUGUAACAACAUUGCGACUGGCCUAUUAUGGCUGUCCUAAUCGACCUUUUUUUCACAUUGUUGCUACAAAACAGAGAAUAGCACGUAAUCGUGGAUACUAUGAACAGGUAGGAACCUUUGAUCCAUUGCCAAACACCAGAAACGAAAAGCUGAUUUCACUUAACAUGGAUCGGAUUAAGUACUGGCUUAGUCUAAACUGCUCAAUGUCUAAACCUGUAACAAGAUUGUUAGCAUUAGCUGGGGUACUUCCUUUGGAUCAAUAUACUUUAAAGCUUGCAGAGAAAAAUAGAGAAAGUAAAAAGAGCAAAGAACAUGCUGAUAAUAUAAAUUCAGUUUAAAUUAGCAAUUUGUAUAAAAGUUAUAUCAAAUACAUGAGAACAUUUGGCUUAUUUUCAAAUGUAAGAAAAACAUAGAAAGAAAUGUUAAAAUACUUGGUAUU
Molecule: messenger RNA, 584 nt
Organism: Hydra vulgaris (swiftwater hydra)
Lineage: Eukaryota; Metazoa; Cnidaria; Hydrozoa; Anthoathecata; Hydridae
Product: small ribosomal subunit protein bS16m
Biological process (GO): mitochondrial translation
Cellular component (GO): ribosome; mitochondrial small ribosomal subunit
Molecular function (GO): structural constituent of ribosome
Source: RefSeq, a predicted model, not a curated record